Parathielavia appendiculata is the source of this 2715-nucleotide messenger RNA. RefSeq names its product Het-C-domain-containing protein. Bases 1 to 2715 code for a protein of 904 amino acids. Lineage: Eukaryota; Fungi; Ascomycota; Sordariomycetes; Sordariales; Chaetomiaceae. The record is from RefSeq and is a predicted model, not a curated record. The transcript is spliced from 5 exons.
AUGGCGACACUCAAACCCUACCCGUUCCUGCUUACCUUCAUUGUGCUCUUCUGCUUCGUGCGGCCCACUCUCGCCUUUGGCGCUGGUAAUAUUGCUGGCGUCUCCAAAGUCGAGGGCCAAAACUGGCGUCACGGCGAUAUCGAGGAUGCGCUCCUCAAGAUUGUCAUGGCACGCCUCGCCGGCGGUAAGACAUUCGACAAGUUGAUGGUGUCCCGCGUCUACUUCGGCAACUGGCUCCGCGACUAUUCCCAAGCCAUUGACGUCGGAACCGUCAAGAGCGUCUCGGCCGAGGCCAUCCGUCUCCUGCUCUCCGUCCUGGGUUUCCUUACCUUCGGCUACGGCAGCCGGGAGUUCGAGGUCACCACCGAUCGCCUGGGCUGCUACCGUCCGGAAGACCACAUCGACAACCCCAAGGACUACGCCGACAACCAGGAUGCGAGACAGUAUGACCGCCGUCUGCGCGGCCCCAUCGACGAAGGGGUUGAGCUCGCCGUCGACCAGGAGACGGGCAUGAAGAACUACAUUGCGAACGAGAGUGCUGGCAUCAUGACCUCGGCACAGCACGUCCGCAAUCUGUUCUCCAGGUGCGUCGAAUUGGGCCGCUCGUAUGGCCGCUCCGGGAACAAGGAUGAGCUCUACGAGGCCCUGCGUCUCCUGGGUACCGGCCUUCACUGUCUGGAGGACUUCUUUGCUCAUAGCAACUAUACUGAGCUGGCCCUGAUUGAGUUGGGCGAGGAGAACAUCUUCCCUCAUGUCGGUCGUAACACCAAGCUCAGGAUCCAGGGCGCGCGCGACGAGGUCUACCCCAUCGUCACCGGCACGUUUGGUGGUGUUGAUUUCCUCCACUCGGUUACUGGUGAAUUGUCCGAUAAGAUGAUUCAGAGCGAGAUUGAACAGCUCGAGGGAACUCUUCAGCAGAGCCAGAAGAAUGACACCAGCCUUUUACGCGAACUUCUCGACAAGAUCCCCGAUGGUAUCCUCGGUGACGACAAGAAGUCGCAGCUGGACGACAUCCAGAACAACGCCCAGGCUGCCCAGAUGCAGAACGUGACUGUUUCGCCGAGGGAUCCUGAGGAGUUCACCAACUACGUCACGGACAUCUUCAAGCAGAUCAUGCCUGCUAUCGAGUUCCACGACCAGCUCCUGAAGGACAUUUCGGAGGCCAUCUCCAGGAUUCCGAUCCUGCCCAAGAUCAUCGAGCAGCUGGAGGAGCAGCUGUCCGUCUUUGUCUUCCAGAUCAUUGCGCCGUUCGUCGUUCCCCUCAUUGAGCAGAUCAAGAACGAGCUCGCGACUGGCGCAACCGAGAUCAUUGAGAGCAGCGAGGCCCAGCAGCACAACGUCUUCCGCGACGACAACUGCACUGACCCGACCCACUCGAUGCUGUCUAAGGACCACUUCACCAACAUUCUCAACGAGGUUGCCGGCCGCACUGCUUCCAAGGUCGUCUCAUGGGUCGUGCCCCAGCUCAUGGAAGCCUGGGACGACGAGGGCGUCGACGUGAACCGGAUGCUCAACAAGAUCAUCUACGGGGUCCUGCACCACCCGGCGCAGCGCGACAUGGACCGGGACGGGGCGCGGGAGGGGCGAGCCCUCAUCUUUGGCAUGGUGCAGGAGUGGUGGGAGGACAUGGACGAGCGGCAACGCGACGAGUACCGGCGCAAGCUGAGCCGCGAGGGCGUCGAGAACGGCCAGAACCACAAGGAGGGCCAGCGCGACUGCGGUCACGGGUGCGGCGGCAAGCUCAAGAUGCGCAAGAACUUUCGCAACGAGGCGCCCCAGACCAUCGAGGAUCAGAUUGCGGGCGCGGCGGCCGAUGCAAUUAUCGGCGGGGUCAAGCAGGGGCUGGUGGAUGCCGUCCAGGGCAGCGGUGUCAAUGUUGGCGGUGGCGGUGGUGGUCGUCAGGAGACCUCCGAGGGCGGGCUGGGCGGAUUUCUGAGUAGUGUUGCGGGUGGUAUUUUGGGCGGGGGAUUCAAGAAGGAGGAGACCGAGGCGUACACGGCCGGCGGCCGGACCGAGGACGGCGGGUACAGCCAGACUACGACCGAGUAUGGCCGCUCGGGCAACCGGUAUGGCCAGGCCCAGUACACCGAGACGCAGUACGGUGGUGGUGGUGGCAGCCGCAGCGAGUAUCGCCGGUAUGAGCAGCGCGAGGACGAGAGCGGCAGCGGCCGGGGUGAGACCACGUACGGAUACUCGGAGGAGCGCACCAGUGAGAUGCGGUAUGGUGGUGCUUCGGGCUCGGGUGGUGGCUAUGGCCGCCGCGAGGAGGAGGAGACGAGCAGCUACGGACGCCGGGAGCAGCCGAGCUAUGGCCGUCGUGAGGAAGAGAGCAGUGGUUAUGGUGGUGGGUAUGGCCGUCGUGAGGAGGAGAGCAGUGGUUAUGGUGGUGGAUAUGGCCGGGGGGAGGAGGAGAGUAGUGGCUACGGUGGCGGGUAUGGUCGCCGCGAGGAGGAGAGCAGCGGCUAUGCCGGUGGGUAUGGCCGUCACGAAGAAGAGACCAGCAGCGGUUAUGAUGGCGGAUAUGGCCGCCGGGAGGAGGAGAGCAGCAGCGGUUAUGGUGGCGGAUAUGGUCGCCGUGAUGAGGGAGAGAGCGGCGGCUAUGGCGGGUACGGUGGACGGAAUGAGGAGGAAGACAGCGGUCGCCGCCACCACCACCGCCGAAAUGAUGACGAGGAGGAGGAGGAGGGCAGAGAGCGCCGUGGUUGGGGGUAUUGA